This is a messenger RNA of Cylindrotheca closterium, 5940 nucleotides long. Lineage: Eukaryota; Bacillariophyta; Bacillariophyceae; Bacillariales; Bacillariaceae. The record is from the annotation of a GenBank genome assembly.
AUGACAAAGGAAGCGACUCCACUAUGGAUAACGCCACUAUUGAAUUACAAGCAGCCAGAGGUUACAGUCGGCCACUACGAAGUCGUUCAAAGGGUUGUGAUGCCGUCGCCACAUCCCAACAAGAAAGAAGCAGAAAUUGAAACUUCGGUCGAAAACUUUAUUCGACCAGAGGGAAAUGUAGCCUGGCGACGGGUGGCUGUCCGAAGUGGGCCCUCCUGUCACGAACAAACCAUGCACGCUUCGUUCGUGUUGCCAGAGGACCGGCAGAACCUUUCGGGGAAAUCCUCGAUUGUCUGUUGGGCGGCAUUUCCAGAACAACCAGACCACAAGCUUCUCUGUGUUCUUGCCAGUGCUACAUUGUUGUGUAUAUACGAUGUGUAUCCAAAGGGCAAAGCGUACACUCUCGGAGGGGAAGGCCACUCAAUACCGUUGCCAUUUGAAGCAUGUGGGGUUUAUGCGAUUGAUGACGGUCAGGGGUUGCUGCUACAAAGAACUGAGACCCUAGAGGACAAUCUAGCAUUUGAUGCUCAAAAUAGAACAUGGACUUCUACUGGACUCCAAGGAGAAGAUGAAGAUGACGGAUUUGUGCUCAAAGCACCACCUCGUCCUCUUCGUUUUCGAGAAUCGACGGGAACGGAAUUUGGCAGUCUCAGCAUGCCCAACAAUCCUACCACUGCUCCGAGCCUAUUUUCACUGUCUCAUCCUCUAGAUGACAUAUUACCAGUGUCCAAUAUUCGUGAUGCCGACUCACAAAACUCGCCCUUUGAAGAUGUCUUUGAAAAAAUUCUGUUUGUGGGAGUGGUUCGAUGGGUUGAUCCUGCAACCACUGCUGCCGAAAGAAAAGAACACUUGCAGCCAAUCUGCGUGACGUAUCAUACCCAUAAGAAAGUACACGCCAUCUGGGAAAUAAAGAACUCUCCACCACCUCCACCACAGGCUCCACUAUGGGAAGUGAGUAGUCAAUGGAGGUCUAGUGAGGGAUUGAACAGUCACCUCGGUGUAUUGCAGCAAGAUUUUGAUGACAUGGUGCUACUGGAACCGCCACACGAUCCGAACGCAUCUCGAUUCAACCCUGUUGCAAGAAAAGAAGCCCUUGCGGAUGCCUUGGGUGUUCGAAAAAGUCCUCACAAAGUAGGGGAACAUCCACGAGCGCGAAACCUCCCUUCAAGAUCGGCCAAUCGACCACGGGCUCAAAAGCCAUCGGGAACCAAUCUUUCACUACUUUCUCCUUUGUCAAAACCGGCGACGAACGAAACACUCAUGGAUAUUGAUACCACUGUGGAAACAGCGACGAGGCCACCAUUGCUCAGCAUAGGGCCAUUUGCAAGUUUGCAUCCCAAGAUUGCCAUGGUACGCAUCUAUCAAGAGGAGGACAUUACAAAAGAAGCUUCCCAUAUAUUUCUGAUUUCCAACGAAGAGGGGUCAGGAACACUUACAUUGUGCAUGGUGAGACCACGAGAUGAUGAUACCUCGAAUCCAAAUGAAGUUGUACUGUGCCCCUUAAUUUCUGCACGCAAAGGCACUCCAGUGCUGAAUGGGAACAUUGGGCAGUUUCAGGUUGUACCAGUGACGACCAUCCCAUGCGUAUCUGCUGCACCUUUGCAAGCUUCGCCAGUCCCUUGCUGCUUUGUGGGACAGGAAAAGAAACGAUUGGGGCAUAGCCACAAGGCAGCGACGGACAUGCUGCUGUUACAUAAUGACAGCCAAGGCCAACGAAAGAUGACAUUGUGUCGGAACAGCAUGCCUAUCGUGGACUGCGCGGUGCACGAAAACUCUGGUUUUGGCUUUGGGAUUGUAGAUGAUAUUCGUGAUGCAGUGGGAAACAGAAUCGACCUAAUUAUUGAAUCGGGAUCCAGUGAGCCGGUCUGUCUUCGAACAAGAAUAACAUUGGAGGUCGAGUCCAAUGCUGUCUGCGAGAAAGUCGUUCAAGCCGUCGAAGCAACACUUUGUUCUCCAAAAUUUCGAGAAUCGACUUCCAAGGGAAUUGAAGUUGCGCUGAAGAUUCGAGCUGACUGCGUUCGGAUGCAACAGGCACUUUUGCAACCACCAGAUGGGAGGUCCGCCGUUGAUGGAGAUGCAGCAUCCAAAGCUGUGGGUUCUGUCCUUUGUGCCUUGCUCGUUCUGGAAUUGCUUGGCAAAGAUGUAAACAAUAAAAGCAGCCAAGCAAUGGAGUCGUCGACUCCUGAAAUGAGUGCUUGGGAGUUGCUUUUGAAUUCCGAGUACCACAAAAAUUAUUCCUCUGCCGAAUGCCCUCAGUUAAUCCCGCCAAGCGCUAGUGCAAUACCAGGCACACUAGACACGUUUUGGCGAUGGGACGAUCUUGGAGAUCUUCACUCUUUGACCGUAGAGUGCCUCAAGGAGGAUGCCACUUCUUUUGCAGCGUCAGUUUUUGAUUCGAUGCAUGCCGUAUACGAAGACUUCAAAGUCUAUGGCAGCUCAAGGGAUGAAGGGAUUCGCUUUGUGGGAUCAAUUUUGUGCCAAGUUUGUUCAGUAUGCCCGACAAGCGUCGGAAUACCCCGAGACCUCUUCAUGGGGCACUAUAGGAGAGAUCUUGGUGACGAAUUGUUCGAAAGAACUGUCGCUGCAGCAAAUAUCCAACAAGAAUCUGUGGUGACACCGAAGGCGAAGCAACUAUCGUCGCACCGUUAUCCGCCCUGUAUCAUGUCUUGGGUUGACUCUCGUGUUUCGUGCAAGAAUGUUGAAUGUGGUUACGAACAAGUACCCCAAGAGUCAUCACUCAACGCUGGUUGUACGAGAACUCUAUCGGUUGUUCGAAUUUUCUCUAUGCUCUACGGGGAUUGUGACAACAGCAGCGCUGGAAAAUGCGAGCGGGAUCGUCGAGUUGCUAUUGCGCUAAUUGAAGAGGGCUUCACUGACAGGGUUUUACUCCGAGAUUCGUUGCCAGCUGGAGUCGUUGUACCCCUGCUAGAAGUCCUUUUUCGGUGUAGGGACGAACAAGAGUUGCUUGACAUGCCUCUCGAUGACCCAGAGAUGUGGUCGUUGAUUGGGAGGGACGAUGUGUACAAGAAUUCCCAAGGCGCAAGGCCUGGCUUUUCGGAAGUCUCAUCAUUCAAAGUUGAUUCGUUGAGUGCACUUGAUCUUUCUGACCAAUCAACGCCAAAAUCGAGUAAGCUCGAUGACAAAGAUAAGGAUGGCAUCUGUCCGCUCGAAGUGACUUCGUCCAUGCUCUUCCCCGAGGAUAACAGAAUACGGGAAGUCGGUCGUCUUUUGCGAUCAUCGAGACCAAUGUACCUCAAUGUUCCUCGAGCAAUUGAAGUAACUGACCACGACUACGAAAGGAUGAAACAGGAAAAACUUCUACUGCUGAGCCGACGAUCCCUUGCGCUCCCAUUAGGCCGUGGAAUGUUCACUAUUGGCAACCUGCAACCUGUACCAGCGGAGCCGCUGCCGCUUCCAGAGAUCUCUCUUGUCAGCCGUGUCCCACCCACAAAUGCAAUGCUUGCCCUAGACACCAGUGAAAUGGAAACAGAUAUGAAGGUGUGGCCAGAUUUUCACAAUGGCGUUGCCGCUGGUUUGCGUCUUCCGCUUCAUAUGGAUUCAAACGAUAGCAUAUCGAAAAUCACCAGAACAUGGAUUGUGUACAACAGACCAGACGAAGCUGCGGCUCAAUCUCCUAAUAAUGGAAGCAAUGCCGCGAACUCAAAUCAGCCGAACCCAAUACAUGCCUACGGGGGACUUUUGAUGGCACUCGGUCUGCGUGGUCAUUUGACUGCGCUUGAGAUGACGGAUAUCUUUGACUACUUGACACAAGGAACAGUAACAACUACUGUCGGUGUCUUGUUGGGGAUGGCUGUAAAUAUGAGAGGUUCUUGCGACGUUUCUGUCUCGAAGAUGCUGUGCCUACACAUACCUUCCUUGAUACCGCAGCACUUCAGCGCGAUCGACGUGGCAAGUCCCGUACAGGCCGCUGCCAUUGCGGGGGCUGGUUUGCUAUAUCAAGGCUCUUCACACCGCAUGAUGACUGAAUUUUUGUUGAACGAGAUUGGAAAAAGACCUGCAAAUGACCUGAAUGUUGUUGAUCGUGAAGCUUACACACUGUCAUGCGGAAUCGCACUUGGGAUGGUGAACCUAUGCCGAGGGGAAGGGACGUAUAAUGAUGGAUCUGGCAUCGGCAGUGCUGGUCUAAGUGAUCUACGCAUUGAAGAUAGGCUGUGUCGAUAUAUUGUUGGCGGGCAAGAUGAUGCUGAAAUUCGUCGACAACGUGAGGAAUCCGACAGGUUAAGUCUUCCUUCCUCCAGCGCUGCAAACGGAAACGAGAAGUGCUCGUGUAUCUUCGAAGGCAAUUCAAUUAAUACGCAUGUUACUGCUCCGGGUGCCACGCUUGCACUGGGCCUGAUGUACAUGAUGAGUGGAAAUACCACAAUUGCAGCGGCGAUUGCACUUCCGGACACUCACUUUCUCCUGGAAUACGUUCGCCCUGACUUUUUGAUGCUACGAGUGAUUGCCAGAUCAUUGAUUCUUUGGGACGAUGUCAAACCCUCCACAGAAUGGAUUUUUUCUCAACUGCCAAAAGCUGCUGCAGAUGGCUACGAGAAGAUGCGGACAAUGGCCAAGAACAUGUCGGGUGGAGCGCCAGCUCUAGUAGACGAGGACCAAUCUUUUGAUCGCCAGGCUGUUCGUUUGAUCCAUGUCCAUGUCAUUGCUGGCGCUUGUUUUUCUAUUGGGCUGCGCUUUGCAGGCACAGGAAAUCGAGAUGCUGCAGCAGCAAUCUUCGAGAGAGUGAUGGAGUUGCGAGAUCUCAGAGAUGGUACCGAUUCGGUAUCUUGUGCGCUACGUCCGCCGGUUCCAGUUCUUGAAAUGUGUUUGGGUUGUGUUGCAAUUUCGUUAGCAAUGGUGAUGGCUGGUUCUGGCGACCUGGAAGUCUUAAGAUUACUGAAGGUACUGAGAUGGCGGUGCGACGAACAAAUCAGCUAUGGCAGCCAUUUGGCUUUCGGAACAGCAAUAGGCCUACUUUUCCUUGGUGGUGGAACGUGUACCUUGGGCAGAGAACCAGAAGAUAUUGCUGCAUUGGUUAUGGCAUUCUAUCCACGAUUUCCGGCUUCGUCUACAGAUAAUCAAUACCAUCUCCAAGCGUUACGAAAUCUGUAUGCAAUCGCGGUAAAGGAACGUUCGUUUCGUGCGAUCGAUGUGGACACUGGUGAAAGUGUUUUCGUUCCACUUGAGGUUCAUUUUGAGGACGCUAGCAACCCUCCAUUGAAAAUGACGGCGCCGUGUUUGUUUUUCAAUACAGAUGCCAAGCCAAAGGAGCUGAGGGUAACGUCAGAACGAUAUUACCCGUUGACACUGAGCAUGAACAAUUCAAUCCCGAGGAGCACCAUUUUUGUAAAACGACGAAGCGCACACUUGAGCUACCUCCAGGAUCCUCACUCACAGCGGUCGUUGCUUGUCCAGACCGGUACCUUCCAAGGCAACAAAGCGCUUGAUCUAAUUGCUUCCUUCACAGACGACCAAAAGGUCCUCGCUUUUGCGAAGCAUCUUUGUGAUCUUGGCCAACCUGUGGGUUCUGGUUCCAACGGUCCGUUUUCUGUUGCCGGAUUUUGUUCUCGGGUCUUGCACGAGUCUUUGUUGCUGGACACCCAAGAGGCUCUUCCGCUGUAUCUUGCAUUGCGUACAACGAUUUCCUCGUUGCAGACUGGGUCCUUUUCUGUUGCAACUCAGGUCUGGGACUUUCGAAUUAUCAAGUCGUACUACGAACAACGUCGCCAAUUGCAGGUUUCAGAUUCAAGCCCGCGCCUCCUCAACAGUGAAAUUGUCGCGUACUUACUAGAACUUCUCGAAAAGCUCUUGGUCGGAAGUGGGGAUACGAAAUUGCUUGUUUCAGCAAGCAAAGCAUCAAAUCGAGAUGGAUCUGUUCCAAUUUUCUUUGAAUCACAAGUCAAUUCGCUGGCAGUUUCAAGCACGAGUAUGGACCUAAGCUAG